AAUAAUAUGAUUGUUUAGUAGAGGCAGCCAAGUAUAUAAAGGGAUGAGAAGCAUACAUAAUCAAUCACACAGAUAUAUCCUCUUACAUUCACACAAUCAUCAAUAAACUUUCAUUCACUACAAUGCCUUCUACAACUUUCACUGUUCGUCCAAAUGCUGGGUUUAGCCUAGCAGAUCUACCCAACUUACAACCAGGAGACAACCUACACAUCAAAGGCCUUCAGAAUUUGAGAAAUGGAGGGGAUGUUAGAGAACCUAACUUAAGUAGUAUGCGAUUAAAUCGCUUACACUUGACCUGGGCUCGCAAUACCAAUUCUGCUGAGGAAGUUCUCGAAGCCCUUAGGCCUCAUGAAGGUCUCAAGGGUUUCGGGUUGAGCCGUUACGGCGGAAUGAAUAUUCCAAACUGGAUGACAGAUAUUUCUAUUUUGGGACGUUUGGUUGAUGUUAAACUCAUGAAUUGCAUAAACUGUAGUCAACUUCCUCCACUUGGUAAAUUACCUUUGUUAACCACUCUUUAUUUAUCUCAAAUGACAAAUGUGAAGUACAUUGAUGAUUCACCUUAUGAAAUUUCAACCGAAAACGCUUUUCCGUCAUUAACGGAAAUGACACUAUAUGAUUUACCUAAUUUAAAGAGUGUGCUGAGAAUCGAAGGAGUAGAGAUGCUCUCACAACUUUCUAAGUUAAGCAUUCAGAGUAUCCCUAUAUUUGAACUUCCAAGCCUUCCCUCUGUUAAGGAAGUUUAUGUUGGAGGAGAAACUGAAGAGUUUAAUGAUCAUGGUGCAUCUUUCCUGAGAGAUAUUGCAGGUAAGAUGCCUAACCUCACAGAACUUAUGAUUGAAGGCUUUCAUCAAAUCACGGUACUACCUAAUGAACUCAGAUCUCUCAGUUCCCUACAGAAACUCUACAUUUCAUGUUGUGGUAAUCUUGAGUCCAUUCCUAACAUGUCUUCGAGUUCUCUUCAAGUUUUGGGCUUUGCACUUUGCAAUAGCUUAAAAUCCUUGCCCCAAAGUACGACAGCCCUAACUAGUCUUCAGAGACUUCAAAUACAUUAUUGUCCCAAACUCAUUUUACCAGCUAAUAUGAACAUGUUAACUUCCCUUCGUAAAGUGACUAUCAUGGGUGCGGAUAAAAGGCGCAGGUUAUAUAACGGCUUAGAACACAUUCCCUCGCUGGAAAAUUUGUCUCUGACAGAUUUUCCUUUUCUUAGAUCUUUGCCAGACUGGUUGGGAAACACGCUAUCUCUUCAGAAAUUAGAAAUUAGUAAGUUUCCUGUGUUAACCUCACUACCAGACAACUUUGAGCAACUCGAAAACUUGCAGAAACUAAGUAUUGAUAGAUGUCCUGGGCUUGAGAACCGACUCGACUCAAGAACAGGUGAAGAUUGGUAUAAGAUAGCUCAUGUUCCUAAUUUUGAAUCAGAUUUUGUGCAUCGAAUUAACGAAGAAGAGUAUAGCGAUUCAGACAGUGAAUUGGACAUGGAGGUUGAUGAGCCAUGAGUGAUGAACAUGUAUAUGAUUCAAAUCAUUGCAAAAUAUUUUGGAUUUGAUUUAAAUCAUUGAUGGUUAAAUCCUAUCUCGUUUGUUUGGAGUUGUAGAGGAUUUUAUUGGAUUCCUGUUGUUGUUUUCAAUUUGGUUUGAUGGUUUGUGUGUUUUACACUUUUCUUAUUUGGUUUGUUGUUGACUGUUUUUUCAUUUUGUUUGGUUUGAUAUCCGUAUUAAGAGAUUGGGUUGUAUUUUGUGUGGAUCUCGGCACGCUUUGUGCUUAGAUUUUUCUAUAUAUAUACAUCUAUGAUAUGUUGUUUGGUUUCUUAAA
Messenger RNA from Medicago truncatula (barrel medic), 1812 nucleotides. RefSeq names its product putative disease resistance protein RGA4. The record is from RefSeq and is a predicted model, not a curated record. The transcript is spliced from 2 exons. NCBI's taxonomy places the organism in Eukaryota, Viridiplantae, Streptophyta, Magnoliopsida, Fabales, Fabaceae. The coding region runs from base 123 to 1496 and encodes 457 amino acids.